Molecule: messenger RNA, 766 nt
Organism: Funneliformis geosporum
Lineage: Eukaryota; Fungi; Glomeromycota; Glomeromycetes; Glomerales; Glomeraceae
Source: the annotation of a GenBank genome assembly
AUGAUUAAAUCAAAUUUAUAUUUGGAAAUUUGUUCGGGCGUGAACAUCUCUCAAUCACAAUUAUUUUGUUUUAUCAAGACUUCAAAAAAUCCGAAUUGCUUUCUAGUUAAAAAUUAUAUUAAUAAUGAAUUGAAUUUGGGGGUGUAUGCGCUUCGAGAUAUUUGUGAAAAUGAAGAAUUAUCAAUAUGUGAAAAGAUUGAUGAUAAUUUAUUAGAGAUUACAAGUAGUGACUUUGGUUUAUCAUUUCCUAAAGUGGUAGACCCUAUCAAUACACGAAAGAUCUAUUUGGAAAAGUUGAUGGAGAAGUUAAAUGAUAUAUCGCUUACAAAAGCCACUUUAAAAUUAUUUAAUUUUUCUGAAAAGUUUUAUAAUCACGUAUAUUUAAUCAUUUCCUUGGAACUUCCCACCAUUACCUUUACACAAAAACUUUACAUGUUAUUAAACGCUUAUCGUUUAUUCUUACUUUGGAUAAAUUGUGAACAUACGUUUACUUAUGCUUCUCGUUUUGAGCAAUUUAUCAUUUGUUAUGUGAUCUCCUUUAAUUCUUUGUUGGAAAAUUGGGUUUCAAUUAAUUAUUGGGCCAAAUUAUUAUUGAGUAUUGGCGUGUUGACGGAUCAAAAUGACGAGGGUCAAAAGAUAUGCGAAGAAGAGGUCAUUGAGAGAUUUAAAUUCUUACAACUGAGAUGUUUGGAUUGUGUGGAAUUCAAGUCUGUGAUCACUUUAAGUGCUCAUUAUAAUUUUUUAAAAGGAAUUUGUAAUAAAUUUG